Molecule: messenger RNA, 912 nt
Organism: Labeo rohita (rohu)
Lineage: Eukaryota; Metazoa; Chordata; Actinopteri; Cypriniformes; Cyprinidae
Product: endoplasmic reticulum resident protein 27
Exons: 7
Coding region: 104-874 (256 amino acids)
Biological process (GO): response to endoplasmic reticulum stress; protein folding
Cellular component (GO): endoplasmic reticulum
Source: RefSeq, a predicted model, not a curated record
UCCACCAAUCAAUGGUGAGCAGCGGACGGACCCUCGACGUACAAGAACGCAACCCGUGGGCUUCUGCUGUCUCUCUUCUCACCGCUUGUUCAGUAGAGUCAGCAUGAUGUUUCUCCUUGUGUUUUCUUUAUUGACUGUGUGUGUGACCGCAGACGAUAAAGAGAGCGGCUCCUUCAUCAGACUGAAUGAUGUUCCUGCGGCCGAAGCCUUCAUCGAUUCAGUAGAUGUUGCUGUAAUCGGCUUCUUUGAGAGUGAAGCUGCUCGCGGAUAUAAAGAGUUUCUGGCCGCUGCUAAACAGAUCGACAAACUUCCUGUUGCUCUGUGCAGUGAGAAGGAAGUUUGGGCCAAAUACGACAUCGCCUCUGACACCAUCUCCGUCUUCAGGAAGGCUGAUCUUCAUCAGGAACACCUGAAGCUCUCAGAGGCCAGGAAAAUCGAGACCGAUGGACUCACACGCUUCUUGACCAUCAAUAACAUUCAAUACGUCACAGAAUAUAAUCAAGCGAGCGCAGUGGGUCUGUUCCAGUCUGCGGUGAAGACGCAUUUGCUGCUGAUAACCAAAAGGGGGAGCUCAGAUUCGGACCCGCUGCAGCAGCUCUUCAGAGAUCUCGCGCCAAAAUAUGCUGGCAAGAUGUUGUUUGUGCUGGUAAACGGGAAAGAGAAGUCGAACGCCCGCGUGCUGGAAUACUUCGGCCUGAAGUCCAGUGACCUGCCGCGGAUCAGCAUUUACGACAGCGACUCGGACAAGAAGUGGCUCAUGCCGGCGGGUAAAAUCACUACCGAGCGCGUGCAGAACUUCUGUGACUCUUUCCUGGAUGGAGAACUGCAGAAGCAGAAAGAGGAUGAAACACCUGAAGACAAGACUGAACUAUAACACCACCCUUUUCCUCAGUAAAAAUACUGAACAAAAUA